UGGACGGUCGGCCAUCUUUCUCGGUUCGUUGUCGUCUACACGCUGCGGUUCGCUGGAAAACCUUCGUUCCUUUUUGUCCGAAGUAAAGCAGCAGACAUGGUCAACCCCAAAGUCUUCUUCGACAUCACCGCCGACGGCAAGCCUAUGGGCCGCGUGGUGAUGGCGCUGCGCGAUGACGUGGUUCCCAAGACGGCGGAGAACUUCCGCUCCCUGUGCACCGGCGAGAAGGGUUUCGGCUACAAGGGCAGCACCUUCCACCGCGUCAUCCCGCAGUUCAUGUGCCAGGGCGGAGACUUCACCAACCACAACGGAACGGGAGGAAAGUCCAUCUACGGGAACAAAUUUGCCGACGAGAACUUCAGUCUGAUGCACACGGGGCCCGGCAUCUUGUCCAUGGCCAACGCUGGACCCAACACCAACGGCUCUCAGUUCUUCAUCUGCACCGCCAAAACCACCUGGCUGGACGGCAAGCACGUGGUGUUCGGCAGCGUGGUGGAAGGUUACGACGUGGUCAGAGCCAUGGAGGCCAAAGGCUCCGGUACCGGGAAGACUUCCGCCAAGCUCAUAAUCGCCAACUGUGGCCAGCUCUGAGCGAACAACGCCCCCCCCCCCCCCCCCACAAACACACACACACAAAAUCCAGCCUUCCACAUUCCAGCUGAUGAAUGGAACAACUCAUUUGCUCUUUUUUAAAAAAAAAUUGGGAUUUUGUAACUAUUCCAACCUUGUUGCCGCAUUUGUGACUUUGCCUCUGAAAGUUUGGUUUGCAUUUAACGCUGUGCUCCAAAACUGUUUUCUUUCAUCGACAACGAAAUAAAAAAUGGCCUUGAUGACGAA
This is a messenger RNA of Phycodurus eques (leafy seadragon), 837 nucleotides long. RefSeq names its product peptidyl-prolyl cis-trans isomerase-like. Gene Ontology annotation, biological process: protein folding; protein peptidyl-prolyl isomerization. Gene Ontology annotation, molecular function: peptidyl-prolyl cis-trans isomerase activity. The coding region runs from base 97 to 591 and encodes 164 amino acids. Gene Ontology annotation, cellular component: intracellular membrane-bounded organelle. NCBI's taxonomy places the organism in Eukaryota, Metazoa, Chordata, Actinopteri, Syngnathiformes, Syngnathidae. The transcript has 4 exons. The record is from RefSeq and is a predicted model, not a curated record.